Molecule: messenger RNA, 366 nt
Organism: Fraxinus pennsylvanica
Lineage: Eukaryota; Viridiplantae; Streptophyta; Magnoliopsida; Lamiales; Oleaceae
Source: the annotation of a GenBank genome assembly
AUGGAAAUCUGCCCAACUAAUAGUCAAGAAUGCUUACACCCAAGUGGAACCUCACCCGUUCUAGCGUUUUCUGGACUCUCAUCAAAAAAGAAAUCGCUGGUUUCUUCUUCGAGCUUUAUCGCUGUCUUGCAUAGCUUUCCUCUCAAAUUUGUUACACUGAAUUUUCCAAUCAGAGGGGACAUGGCGGCUGCUCAUGUAGUGUACAAGGGUCCAAGUAUUCUGAAGGAGAUCCUUAUUGGGAUAAGUCUGGGCAUCACGGCUGGAGGCCUUUGGAAAAUGCACCACUGGAACGUUCAGAGACGAAACAAGGAAUUUUAUGACCUGCUCGAGAAAGGUGAAAUUAGUGUCGUCGUGGAAGACGAGUAG